Lachancea thermotolerans CBS 6340 is the source of this 645-nucleotide messenger RNA. It is a transcript of the gene MHR1, whose product is annotated as mitochondrial 54S ribosomal protein mL67. The transcript has a single exon. Bases 1 to 645 code for a protein of 214 amino acids. Gene Ontology annotation, cellular component: mitochondrial large ribosomal subunit; nucleus. The record is from RefSeq and is a predicted model, not a curated record. Lineage: Eukaryota; Fungi; Ascomycota; Saccharomycetes; Saccharomycetales; Saccharomycetaceae. Gene Ontology annotation, molecular function: DNA strand exchange activity; structural constituent of ribosome; single-stranded DNA binding. Gene Ontology annotation, biological process: positive regulation of mitochondrial DNA replication; DNA recombination.
AUGGUAGCUCCAGCACGUUUUCGCACUGCGCAAUGGCUAAAAAAGGCAGGUUUUGCUCCACAAGUGUUUCUGUUUCGUAACCUGGAAUCAGGUCAAGUGAUAUAUUCGCAAGUGCCGGUGUUCAACCAGCAUCAGAUUGAUGCCCUAUUCCAACGCCCAGACUGGGCCAACAAGAAGCCCUCUACAAGACGCGACAUCUGGAGGUGCAUGGCGGUAGUGGAUCUGCGUAGUUACGAAGAGGGAGUGCAUGUGUACCAGAACCUGUGUCGACUGCGCUACCUGCGGGAUGUAACUCAGGUCAAAAAGGCGGACGCGCUCAGAAAGAAAAAUGAGGACGGACACGUAUGGUACAGCGCGCAGUACCGCCCCACCUACACUCAAGAGGCUGUCGCAGACCUGCGGGAGGCCUUGAGUAAGGCCGGAGUAGCGCAGGGCCAAAUCCAUUGGGAGGACCGCUGGCGGAUGGGCGACGUCGAGAAGCACUGGAGUCCAGUUCUUCCCCAGCUACAGCACUCCGUGAUUUCUCGCCUGGGAAACUCCGCGCGCGAGCAGUCCGUGAUCAUGCGCGAGCUUGGCGAGCGGGCUAAGCAGGAGUUCGCUAAGCUUCGUGAGCGAGAAAACGCGGCCCGUGAGCUAUCCGUGUGA